This is a messenger RNA of Rhinichthys klamathensis goyatoka, 938 nucleotides long. RefSeq names its product mediator complex subunit 21 (gene med21). Gene Ontology annotation, cellular component: mediator complex. Gene Ontology annotation, biological process: regulation of transcription by RNA polymerase II. The transcript has 4 exons. The record is from RefSeq and is a predicted model, not a curated record. Gene Ontology annotation, molecular function: transcription coregulator activity. The coding region runs from base 100 to 537 and encodes 145 amino acids. NCBI's taxonomy places the organism in Eukaryota, Metazoa, Chordata, Actinopteri, Cypriniformes, Leuciscidae.
CUGUAGUGCGCACUGCGCAGGCGCGACUGAAUGGCAUCACGUGAUCUCGCUUUGAACUCUGCGUCGGCGGAAACGGAAAAGUAACGAGAACGCGCCAACAUGGCGGACAGGCUAACGCAGCUUCAGGAUGCUGUUAACUCCCUGGCUGAUCAGUUCUGUAAUGCGAUUGGAGUCCUGCAGCAGUGCGCACCCCCGGCCUCGUUCAGCAACAUACAGACCGCCAUCAACAAAGACCAGCCCUCCAACCCCACAGAAGAAUACGCUCAGCUGUUCGCCGCACUGAUAGCAAGAACAGCAAAAGAUGUUGACGUGCUGAUCGACUCUCUGCCUAGUGAAGAAUCGACUGCUGCACUGCAGGCUGCCAGUUUGAGGCAGUUGGAAGAGGAGAACCAGGAGGCUGCGGCCCGUCUGGAAGAAGUGGUUUACAGAGGAGACAUGUUGCUGGAGAAGAUCCAAUCAGCGCUCGCAGACAUCGCCCAAUCACAGCUUCGCACACGCAGUGGUGCCCCGAGUCAGCCAACACCCCCAGAGUCCUGACACUGACCCGCCACAACCAAACAUGGACUAUAUCAUCUGUACACAGCAGGGAUUUUAUACUCCUCCUUCAGCAACUGCAGGAGAUCUUGUGUUAAAUGUACAGUUUGUUUCUGGACUGAAGAAUGAUUCUGAUUUCAUUCUGUAUGGCAGAGUAAGUGCCCACUGUUUCCCAUCGCACAUGUUUAUUAUGUGACAUCCGGCAUUGUUUUUUACCUGAUAACAGUAUAUGUUCAACAUCCAUCAAAUAGCCCCUUUCUGCAAUUAACAGUCAGCGGCAGGGUAAGUUGGUUUUUUGUAUAUUUAAUGAUAUUUUCUUGUCUUUCCGGGAUCAUGCUGUUUGUUUUGUUUUGAAAGGAAUUUUGUCUUUGUGUUUAACCAAUAAAAUAUUGUUGUAUAAAGGG